Messenger RNA from Calypte anna (Anna's hummingbird), 1114 nucleotides. RefSeq names its product proteasome 26S subunit, non-ATPase 7 (gene PSMD7). Bases 102 to 1070 code for a protein of 322 amino acids. NCBI's taxonomy places the organism in Eukaryota, Metazoa, Chordata, Aves, Apodiformes, Trochilidae. The transcript is spliced from 7 exons. Gene Ontology annotation, cellular component: proteasome regulatory particle; proteasome complex. The record is from RefSeq and is a predicted model, not a curated record. Gene Ontology annotation, biological process: proteasome-mediated ubiquitin-dependent protein catabolic process. Gene Ontology annotation, molecular function: protein binding; metallopeptidase activity.
GGGAGCGGGGCAGCGCGGUGCCGAGCGGGCCUGGUGCGGGGCGGUCGGACCGGGGUGGGCUGGCGGCAGAGCGGGGCCGGGGCUGAAGCCGCGCGGGCGCCAUGCCGGAGCUGGCGGUGGACCGUGUGGUGGUGCACCCGCUGGUGCUGCUCAGCGUCGUCGAUCACUUCAACAGAAUAGGAAAAGUUGGAAAUCAGAAACGAGUCGUCGGCGUGCUGCUGGGCUCCUGGCAGAAAAAAAUACUAGAUGUGUCCAACAGUUUUGCAGUACCUUUUGAUGAGGAUGACAAGGAUGAUACUGUGUGGUUUCUAGACCAUGACUAUCUGGAGAAUAUGUAUGGAAUGUUUAAGAAGGUCAACGCUAGAGAAAGAAUAGUUGGUUGGUACCACACAGGCCCUAAACUGCACAAGAACGACAUCGCCAUCAACGAACUGAUGAAGAGAUACUGUCCUAACUCUGUGUUGGUGAUUAUUGAUGUGAAGCCAAAGGACCUGGGGCUGCCCACAGAAGCUUAUAUUUCAGUUGAAGAAGUUCACGAUGAUGGCACUCCCACCUCCAAGACCUUCGAGCACGUGACGAGCGAGAUCGGAGCAGAGGAGGCAGAGGAGGUCGGCGUGGAACACUUGCUCAGAGAUAUCAAGGACACCACAGUGGGCACUCUGUCCCAGCGGAUCACAAAUCAGGUCCAUGGCUUGAAGGGACUGAACUCCAAGCUUCUGGACAUCAGGAGCUACCUGGAGAAAGUAGCCAUGGGCAAACUCCCCAUCAAUCACCAGAUCAUCUACCACCUCCAGGAUGUCUUCAACCUGCUACCAGAUGUCAACCUGCAAGAAUUUGUCAAGGCCUUUUACCUGAAGACCAAUGACCAGAUGGUGGUAGUUUAUCUGGCUUCACUUAUCCGUUCCGUGGUUGCCCUGCACAACCUCAUUAACAACAAGAUUGCCAACAGGGAUGCAGAGAAGAAGGAAGGACAGGAAAAAGAAGAAAGUAAAAAGGAGAGAAAAGAUGAGAAGGAGAAAGACAAGGAGAAGAGUGAUGUCAAGAAAGAGGAGAAAAAGGAGAAAAAGUAAAAUGUAGGUUUUUUAUUUGUAAAUUAAAAAUCUUGUAAACUAAA